This is a messenger RNA of Sphenostylis stenocarpa, 867 nucleotides long. The record is from the annotation of a GenBank genome assembly. NCBI's taxonomy places the organism in Eukaryota, Viridiplantae, Streptophyta, Magnoliopsida, Fabales, Fabaceae.
AUGAGAGCCUUCGAUGAGCUUCGGAGGCUGGAGAUUUUCUUCAAAGACGAAAGAAGACACGGCGUUUCCAUUGCUGAUCUCUACGAGCUUGUUCAGCACGCUGGAAAUAUAUUACCUAGACUGUAUCUGCUUUGCACGGUAGGAUCUGUUUACCUUCGAUGCAAGGAUGCUCCGGUAAGGGAUGUUCUUAAAGAUCUAGUGGAAAUGUGUCGCGGUGUUCAGCAUCCAAUUCGCGGUCUGUUUUUGAGGAGCUACCUUUCUCAAGUCAGUAAAGAUAAGUUGCCUGAUAUUGGAUACGAAUACGAAGAGGGGGAAUCUAAUGAUGUGAUGGUUGCAGUUGAAUUUGUUCUACAGAAUUUCACAGAAAUGAAUAAGCUUUGGGUUCGGUUGCAGUUGCAGCAUCAGGGACCCGAUCGGAUAAGAGAGAAGAGGGAAAAAGAAAGGAACGAGCUGCGUGAUCUUGUAGGGAAGAAUCUACACGUUCUGAGUCAGAUAGAGGGUGUGAACCUUGAGAUGUACAAAGACACCGUCCUUCCCAGUGUCUUAGAGCAGGUUGUCAACUGUAAAGAUGAGCUUGCUCAAUUUUAUCUCAUGGAGUGCAUAAUCCAGGUUUUUCCAGAUGAGUACCAUUUGCAGACACUCGAGACACUGUUAGGUGCUUGCCCCCAAUUGCAGGUGGGUAACAUGAUUAGAUUGGAAAUCGAUAACGUUUUCCUUGUACUUGCAUUUCUCCCUUCAGAGUUUUGGAUGGUAAGACCUCUUAGGCUUCUCACCUUGAACAUUGGCUUGUUGGAUAGGGUUAUGAGGUUUGUCCUUUAUGAUUUUAAUGAAUUGCUUCUCUAUUACCACUCUUGUAGCAAAACUUGA